UUUAUGUUGUGUGUGUAGAAAUAUUUAAAAUAUAUCAGACUGUACUGCAAGUUAAGUAUUUUAGAUAAAUUCUCACCGAGUAGUAAAAAUUAUUUUGAAAAUGCGACUAAAUAAGACUAAAUAAGGAUUCGCUUGAACCCAUUUCAUACUCAAGUAACUCAAGUCUAUAUUUCUUAAUUUUUUUCAAGCUGUAAAAGUUGUCUUCAACCUUAACGAUGUCGACUGCUAUGACCUUUGGACAAAAACAAUUUAUACCAACCCCACCAGAAAAAGGAAGUUUUCCACUUGAUCAUGAAGGCGUUUGUAAGAAAAGCAUGCUGAGGUAUCUUAAUUGUUUAAACGACAAUGAUAGUAACAAUUCCUUAUGUCGCUCCGAGGCUAAAGAAUAUUUGGCAUGCAGAAUGGAAAAUAACUUAAUGGCAAAAGAAAAAUGGUCAAAGUUAGGAUUUCCUGAAAGCAACAACCAAUUAGAAGAAGAGAAGAAAUAAGAGUCAUAACAUGGUUUUAGUAGGCACGGAACUUGAGUAGUGUUGUGUUUGGUUUGUAAGAAAUGAUUAAAAUAUAGCGCAUUAAUAAAUUUUAUAUAUUUA
Molecule: messenger RNA, 590 nt
Organism: Zerene cesonia (dogface butterfly)
Lineage: Eukaryota; Metazoa; Arthropoda; Insecta; Lepidoptera; Pieridae
Product: cytochrome c oxidase assembly protein COX19
Exons: 1
Coding region: 216-488 (90 amino acids)
Biological process (GO): mitochondrial respiratory chain complex IV assembly
Cellular component (GO): mitochondrial intermembrane space
Source: RefSeq, a predicted model, not a curated record